Oncorhynchus gorbuscha (pink salmon) is the source of this 4860-nucleotide messenger RNA. Its product is annotated as serine/threonine-protein phosphatase 2B catalytic subunit gamma isoform-like. The coding region runs from base 627 to 2153 and encodes 508 amino acids. The transcript has 14 exons. Gene Ontology annotation, molecular function: calmodulin-dependent protein phosphatase activity; calmodulin binding. NCBI's taxonomy places the organism in Eukaryota, Metazoa, Chordata, Actinopteri, Salmoniformes, Salmonidae. Gene Ontology annotation, cellular component: calcineurin complex; cytoplasm. Gene Ontology annotation, biological process: calcineurin-mediated signaling. The record is from RefSeq and is a predicted model, not a curated record.
GGCGCAUCGAUUUGACAAAAAUGGUCUGCUUGAACGCGCCCUGUCUAUGUGGGCUGUCAGAUUAGCUAGAGUUUAAUCCGUUGGGUUAUGAUCAGAACCCUAGUUAUACCUGGGACAGGGUUCAAUAACCACGAGGAAACGCAGGUUUGAAGGCGAUAGAUUUUAUGAAUGAGUAGCUAAUCUAAGUAAUCCAAGCCAUUUGAUGAGAUGUUUAAUAACGUUAACAUUCAAAUGGCUUGAUAGCUAGUGAUUUGUCAAUCUGAUAGACAUUUAACGUUAGUUAGCCAGCUAACAGUUAGUUAGCUAGUUUGCUCUUAACCUCUUAAAAAAGUGGAAAAUCGGAUUUUCUACAAAAUAUGAAAUAAUUUUGAUACGCGGAACAAGCAGUCCCGGUUUUGAUGGUCCACUUCAGUUUGUGACAUUUUGACACAGACUAGCUAGCUAGCUCGUUAGCAAUCGAGCAUAGCUAGCUAACUACUGUAGCUAAUUAAAUCAGUAUUGUCGGAAAUAAAGCCAGUCUCUCUUCAGUCUCAACAUAACGUCAAAACAGUGUAAGCAGCUAGCUAGAGGCUAGCUAGCUAGGUCACCGAGCUUGGUCCUGAAUCUUGAGGCAAGGCGAAACAAUCAUGUCUGGGAAAGACAAAGACAAGGAGAAAGUCGGAGAAAAACAAUCUACAACUGAGCGGCUCGUAAAAGCUGUGCCAUACCCUCCACAGCAGCGUCUGUCUAUGAAGGAGCUGUUUGAGGAUGGCAAGCCCAACCCAGAGACCCUCCGAACCCACCUGGUGAAGGAGGGCCGGCUGGAGGAGGAAGUGGCCCUCCGGAUCAUCAACGACGGAGCAAACAUUCUGCGACAGGAGAAAUGCAUGCUGGAGGUAGAGGCACCCAUCACAGUGUGUGGAGAUGUCCACGGACAGUUCUUUGACUUAAUGAAGCUGUUUGAAGUUGGUGGCUUGCCCAGCAACACACGCUAUCUCUUCCUCGGAGACUACGUAGACCGAGGCUACUUCAGUAUCGAAUGUGUGCUGUACCUCUGGUCACUCAAGAUCAAUCACCCAACCACGCUCUUCCUCCUGCGAGGGAACCACGAGUGCCGGCACCUUACAGAGUACUUCACCUUCAAACAGGAAUGUAAGAUUAAGUACUCUGAGCGCGUGUAUGAUGCCUGCAUGGAGGCCUUUGACUGCCUGCCCCUAGCUGCUCUUCUCAACCAACAGUUCCUGUGUGUACACGGUGGUCUCUCCCCAGAAAUCAACUGCCUAGACGACAUUAGGAAAUUAGACAGGUUUAAGGAGCCUCCAGCUUUCGGCCCUAUGUGUGACCUGAUCUGGGCUGACCCAGGAGAGGACUACGGCAGUGAAAAGACAGCAGAACACUUCAACCACAACUCAGUGCGAGGCUGCUCCUACUUUUUCAGUUACCCGGCUGUAUGUGACUUUUUGAUAAAUAAUAACUUGUUGUCGGUAAUAAGAGCACACGAAGCACAGGAUGCAGGGUAUCGGAUGUACAGAAAAAGCCAGACUACAGGCUUUCCUUCAUUAAUUACAAUCUUCUCAGCACCAAAUUACCUAGAUGUGUAUAACAACAAAGCUGCUGUAUUAAAGUAUGAGAACAAUGUGAUGAACAUUCGGCAGUUCAACUGCUCCCCCCACCCCUACUGGCUGCCCAACUUUAUGGACGUCUUCACCUGGUCUCUGCCAUUUGUUGGAGAGAAAGUGACAGAGAUGCUGGUGAACGUGCUGAACAUCUGCUCUGAUGAUGAACUCAUGUCGGAAGGAGACGACCUGUGUGAAGAAGACGGUGGAAUACCAGCGGUACGCAAAGAGGUGAUCCGGAAUAAGAUCCGAGCCAUUGGGAAGAUGGCCAGAGUCUUCUCUGUUCUCAGGGAGGAGAGUGAGAGUGUGCUGACACUCAAAGGACUGACCCCGACUGGAUCGCUGCCUCUAGGAGUGUUAUCAGGUGGCAAACAGACCUUGCAGACUGCUGCCGCUGAGGCCGCGGAGGCCAAAGCCAUUCAAGGCUUCUCUCCCAAAAGGAAGAUCAAGGACUUUGCAGAGGCACAGAGCCUGGACAAAGUCAACGAGAGAAUGCCCCCACGCAAGGAUGGCCAGCAGCCAGUCAACCCAAAUGCCCCCAAGAAUGGCACAGACUAGACCUGGAGAGGGACUCCCUCUCAUCCCCACCAGCCCCAGGCCAUGGCCCUGUCUCAUACACCCAAACUAUCUUUCUCUUUUAACUCUGUCUUCUAUCUUGCUCGCUCCCUCCUCAUGUUCUCUCUCUCAUCUUUCUCUGUCUCAUUGAGGAUUUGCCCCCAGUUGGCCUAUACAGUUGGACAGGCACAGAACGUGGGUAGAGAAGACGGCACAGCAUUGGGAGAAUGGUUUCAGCCACCACGCAGUAAAACCAUAUGAAUAAAACACAUUUUAUUUAUUCAAUUAAAUUAUUAGGUAUGUCAUAGCUACAAUUUUAUGAAAUUAUACAUUUCUAAGUUGUUUAAAUGUCUAAGCAUACUGACAUUCUUAUAACAAUGGUACAUGUCAGAGAAAACCGUGAAGACCAUUUUGUAAAUUUGAGUUGAUGAAUGAGGUGGUUAUUGAAGGAUACCUUAUUAUCUGUUCUUAGUCAAGUCAAGUUUUUCUAUUUGUGUUUCACAAGGGAAACGUUGAGUGUGUCUGCUCUUAUACAUUUAUUUUUAAAUUGUGUAUUAACUGGAGAGAAUUAUGAGAACUAGAUUUGAGACGCCAUUGCAGAAGAUUAUUUUAUACCUCCAGUAGUAGUCCAGUAAAAACACCAGCUGUUUUUUUUUUUUUUUUUUUUCAAAUUUCUUUGAAACCACUGAAUGCUGUUUAGAUAUUCUUUGGGUCAAUGUGUUCCUCCUGUAUUUUAAAGUUAGGGUAAACUGUUUAAUCUUUCAACCUUGAGAAACUGCCCUGGGGCGGCAGGUAGCCUAGAUAUUUAAGAUCAUUGGCCCAGUCACUGGAAGGUCACUGGUUCAAAUCCCCAAGCCGACUAGGUGAACAAUCUGUCUGUGCCCCUGAGCAAGGCACUUAAACCUAAUUGCUCCUGUAAGUUGCUCUGGAUAAGAGCAUCGGCUAAAUGACAUGUGAAUGUACAUUUUCCAAAUCAUAUGGAAAUAAUUGUAUAUGGAAGAAUUGAUUCUAGUUUGCUACCAUUAUUGAUGUGUCGUGUCAAGGGAUGGUGGUUAGUUUCUCUGGUUUUAUGUGUUCUGUAUAGUGUUGGUGUUGCUUGCAGGCUGUCACCAACCAACAUUUUUACCAGUGUGCUUAACUGUAAGCAGCUGGGGGGGAUUAUAUGAUAUAUUUAGAUAAUCUUCUGCAAAACCAAAGUCUGAUUGAAAGGGUUAUAGACAUACAGUAUGUAUUGGUACAUCUCCAAGAAGACUUGGUGGUGGCACUGCUAUUUGGUUAGCUUUUCUGGGACAUUGAGCUGAGAGUGGCCAACUGUUCUGCAGAGUGGUUUUCUGGAUGGGUAAAGAAACAUACAUACCAAUCUAAUAUCAAGGAAGAACAACCAGUGUCCUCUUCUCAAGAUGGAGGGGUAAUAUUUCCCAUGGAUCAGAUGGGGAAAAACGCUCAUAUUGUCCCAAAAUUAACUCCAUGUUAAUUUUAGAUAAGAUUUGUGUUAUAAUACUACUAAUAAUGACACUUUGAUUUUAUAUUGCUCUCUACACUACAGAAAGGAUGUUUUGGGGGUUUCUUGACUCCAUCUGUUGAUUUGAUGCAUUUGUGUUAGAUGACUCCAGUGUGAUGAACUGAAGGGAAAGCUGGGCUCCAAUCAAAUGCUUUAGUUGCUGGCAGUUUGAGGAAUGCUGUAGCCCGAAGAGUAGUAGAUUGAGUCAUUCUCAGUGAUGCUGUGAGGAUUAUUUUGGGUAUUUCCUUUCUCUUUAUCAUGUAUCCCACAGACUGACACAAUUCUCAGUAUUGGUGGUAGUGCAAAGUUGGGGGCCAACUACAGACUCUAUACAUUGAUCAUGCAGUAAAAAAAGAAGUAAUUCCUGAUGUUUCUUCUGUGUUCAUUUGAUUGAGUGUCUUGAGUAAUUUUGGUCUUGACACAUUUUUGUCUUUAUCACCUCCAUGGCAGGAAUGAGGACUGGACACUUUCGUAACACCUGCUCCGAACCCUUUAAUGAUUGACUUUAGGACUUGUGACUCGAACCGGUGCUUAGAGUUUUAGCCCUAGAUUUUUGGGGGGCUAAAACUGCUUCUGACACAUGUAGUUAUUCUAUUGUCUUCAAUCAUUCAAGAAAAGCAUUGAUUUGUUAUUCUCAUGUGAAUUUUCCCUUUUAUAAUAUAUUAUACAGCUUUAAAACAAGUUGCUUUUAAUGUGCCAUGCCACUUCCUAAACAAACAAACACCUGUGUGUGACUGGUGGGGGAGAAUGGCCUGUUCUUGUGUUCAGUGGUCAUGGAGAGAUCCUGGAGCCUGUUUCAACUCAAUGUGGGUCAGGUUCAUUGAGUUGUCACUGCCUAGAUGCUUAUUUACAGCCCCUUUUUGUUAGUAAAAUAAAACAAUCUACUGUAUUGUAGGUUCAGAAAAUGGUCAAAUGAUGCUCUUUAAAAAAAAAAAAAAAAUCCCACAUUCUCAACCGCUUAAAAUGUUGGUUUUGUGUGAAGUUAGCUAGGAUUUAGGGGGGAGUAGAGGCCCCAUAGUAGGGCUGUAUUCCUGACCUCUUGUCAGUUUAAAUAUUUCUCAGAAUGUACAGAAAUGUCAUUCAAGUGUUUAGCUGUUAAAAGGAUGAAAAUAAUCCUUUCGUCAAGUACAGUACUUGUCAUGCGAGGCCAUGAAAUCUUAAUCUAUGUAGAUGAAUCACUUGAAAAAUAAAAUGUAAAUACUAAGCGUU